Symbiodinium necroappetens is the source of this 1197-nucleotide messenger RNA. Lineage: Eukaryota; Dinophyceae; Suessiales; Symbiodiniaceae. The record is from the annotation of a GenBank genome assembly.
AUGUUUACCGUCACCGUUCUCUUUCUGGUGGGGGUGAUCCUUUUUGCUCGUUCCCGCCUGGUCAGUACCGGUGAUGUAACGAUUCUGAUAAACGACGAUCCCUCUAAAGCAAUACAGGUACCUGCUGGGGGCAAAUUACUCAACACGCUUGCAAACAAAGGCAUAUUUCUGGCCAGCGCCUGCGGCGGCGGUGGCACCUGCGCACAAUGUCGGUGCCGGGUCAUUGAAGGCGGCGGCAGCAUACUGUCGACCGAAGAAGGUCAUUUUUCCCGUGGUGAAAUACGUGAGCACUGGCGCCUCAGCUGUCAGGUGGCUGUCAAACAGGACUUGAAGAUUGAGGUCCCGGAAGACGCCAUCGGUGUGCAGCGCUGGGAUUGUGAGGUUAUCUCUAACGAUAACGUUGCGACAUUUAUCAAAGAGCUGAAUCUGAAACUGCCCGAAGGCGCCGAUGUGGACUUCCAGGCCGGAGGUUACGUGCAGCUCGAAAUCCCACCUUACGAGAUGAAGUACUCUGAAAUCGACGUGGACGAGGAAUAUCACGGCGAUUGGGAUCGUUUCAAAGUCUGGGACAACUACAGCAAAGUUGACGAAGAAACCAUUCGCGCCUACUCCAUGGCCAAUUACCCCGAAGAAAAAGGCAUUCUCAAGUUCAAUAUUCGUGUGGCAAGCCCGCCACCUGGAAUGGAUGUACCAGCGGGUAAAAUGUCGUCUUAUGUGUUCAACCUGAAGCCUGGCGAUCACCUUACGGUGUUUGGUCCUUAUGGAGAGUUUUUUGUGCAGGAUACCCCUGCAGAAAAAAUCUGGAUUGGUGGCGGCGCAGGUAUGGCGCCGUUACGGUCGCAAAUUUUCGACGAACUGCUGCGCAAACACAGUACCACCAAGAUGAGCUACUGGUAUGGUGCUCGAUCACUCAGAGAGAUGUUUUAUACCGAAGAGAUAGACAAGCUGGCUGCGGAACACGAUAACUUUGAAUGGCAUGUCGCGCUUUCUGACCCGCUUCCGGAAGACGACUUCGAUGGCCAUGUCGGUUUUAUCCAUCAGGUGGUGCUGGAAAACUAUCUGAAAGACCACCCGGCUCCAGAAGACUGUGAAUACUAUCUGUGCGGACCACCGCCGAUGACAGCAGCAGUUCUACAGAUGUUGGAAGAACUGGGUGUAGAGCCGGAGAAUAUUCGCCUCGACGAUUUCGGCGGCUGA